Penicillium oxalicum is the source of this 1197-nucleotide messenger RNA. RefSeq lists its product as uncharacterized. The record is from RefSeq and is a predicted model, not a curated record. NCBI's taxonomy places the organism in Eukaryota, Fungi, Ascomycota, Eurotiomycetes, Eurotiales, Aspergillaceae. The coding region runs from base 1 to 1197 and encodes 398 amino acids. The transcript is spliced from 6 exons.
AUGACCACGCAGUUAGAAGAAGGGAUGGCCUCGAGGUUACCCUCCGAGCCGCCUCCCUUGCCAUACUCACUACGUACUCGCAAGAAGUCUAUUGCGAUCUUUUGGACCAUCUUCAUCAUCGAUACUCUAGGUCAGCCGUUGAUCCUUUACUGGACACUAUGGUACCUGACCGAUCUGUCACAUAAUUUGGUGUUCUCCGUGGUGACGGCAGCGAUAGGUGGCGUCUCGGUCUUUGAAUACUUUUAUCGACUGUACAACUUGCGUCGGAAAGAAUCGCGUGCUCGGCCAUUGAACGCCCAGGCAUCAUGGCUCGACUUUUUCCACAUCAAUUUUACCCUCGUCUGGUUAAUCUUGGCCGUUGAACUCAUUGUUGGGAGUGUGCCACACGAACCCUACGUGCGUCUCAUUGCCAUGGUUUUGCCGACCGUCAUGUUCUACUUCGGCUUUGUCCAUUUGACCCUCGAUGUUCUCCGCAUGAUGGGAUACAAGGCCCCGUUCCGCAUCUCCUCCACCCCCAAAGGCGCCCCGAUGCCGACGGCCUUAUACGCAUUAAUUGAAGACGUGGUCGCGGUGGAUGGAGGAGGCGGCCAGAUUUAUCGAUAUGCAUUGCGAACCCGAUACCUGUCGAGCCCAUACUUCCGUCGCAUGCUUUUCGAAAUGAACUGCUUUUGGAGCGGUGGCUCUAUCAUCUUUGCCGCUGUGAUCACUGCUCUCGUCUUCACCCUGUCGGAGCCGGUGGCUUUCACGCUUGGUUGGUCUCUCCCGUUCGUAUGGGCUGGUGUGUGGACCUUGAUCACCAUCCCCUGGGUUCAGAGUGACCUGCGUCGCGAGAAGGAAGCCUGGGCUCAAAAUGUGGAACAAGGUGGUCAUCCAUGUGUCGAUCAGAUCGCUGCGCGUGCUGCUCGUACCCGCUUGACUUCGGUUCAAGAAGCUAUCCCGAGUAUCUUCCCGUGGUCUCGCAACAAACAAAUACCGCCGUCUAUCCCACCAGCAGCUCCCCGUGAUGUCGUCGAGGGCCUGCCUCCGAAACCCGCGAGUCUUCCCGAUAGCACUCCCGCUGCGACCGAGGAUCACGCAUUCGAUCCGGAAAGUCCUGUGAGGAAUGACGGCGAGCAGACUCGCCCACAUCCUCACAAACCCCAAGACGGGCUCGAGACGGCUGCCGACCCAUCGACAUUCACAAGCGAGAAGAAGUGA